CAUCGUUUUUAAUUAUCAAUAUCCGCAGACCGCCUCCCAUUGGUCAAUAUCUCCACUAUCGCCCCCUUGCCAAAGCUCGCAGAGCUGCACACGUGGGGAACCCCAGCUAAAGCUCCUCGCCGCACCCCCUCUCUUCCGGGCACCUCGACCCCCCACAUAUCUGCAAGUGCCAUCUCUGCAGUCCUCUGCUGUCUCCACACGGUUUCUUUGGUCUCCACUCGUCCUGUAGAACCCAAGAUAUCUCGUAAACCAUGAGCCAGAAGCUGCGCGACUUGAUCCGCGGCGUGCGAGCCUGCAAAACAGCGGCGGAGGAGCGUGCCGUGAUUGCCAAGGAGAGCGCUCUGAUCCGCACAAAAUUCAAGGAUCAGGACAAGCAGUAUCGCCACCGCAACGUGGCCAAGCUGCUUUUCAUCCACAUGCUCGGGUACCCGUCGCACUUCGGUCAAAUGGAGUGCGUCAAGCUCAUUGCGAGCCCCUACUUCGCGGAGAAGCGCAUGGGCUACUUGGGUUUAAUUCUCUUGCUCACAGACCAGGAGGACGUGCUCACACUCGUCACCAACUCCGUCAAAAAGUGAGUAGAGUUUUCAUGUGGACCAUUAUUGGUGACUAAAUUGUGUUUUUUUUUCCUGAUAUUUAGUGAUCUGAACAACCAGAACCACUUCACUGUGGCGUUGGCACUCACGGCAGUAGGCAACAUUGCUUCGGCGGAUAUGGCGCGUGACUUGGUGAUGGAUGUGGAUCGUCAUCUUCGCAGCGACAACGAACAUCUACGCAAGAAAGCGGCGCUGGCAGCCGUUCGGGUGUUCACAAAGGUGCCAGACUUGGUGGAAGACUUUACGGAAUCGAUCUUGGGACUGCUGCGUUCCAAGCACCACGGUGUGUUACUUGCAGGUGUCCAGCUGAUCACAGAGGUGGUUCUACUGGAUGCAGAGAACUUGAAGACGUUCAGUAGCCUGGUGCCGAAGCUUGUCAAGCUACUGCGUAACUUGCUGUCCAUGGGAUACUCGAGUGAGUACGACGUCAGUGGCAUUGCCGAUCCGUUCUUGCAAGUGGCAAUUCUGAAGCUGCUGCGUCUACUGGGUAAGGACAACGAGGAGGCUAGCGAGGCCAUGAACGAUGUACUGGCACAAGUGGCUACAAACACAGAGACGGCCAAGACGGCGGGCAAUGCCAUUCUGUACGAGUGUGUCCAGACAAUUAUGACGAUCGAGAGUGACAGCGGACUUCGUGUGCUUGCGAUCAACAUUCUGGGGCGAUUCCUGCUCAACCGUGACAACAACAUUCGAUAUGUGGCACUCAACACGCUGUCCAAGGUCGUCACGGACGAUAUUGCGGCAGUGCAGCGCCAUACCAACACCAUCGUGGACUGUCUGAAGGACCCGGACACUUCUAUUCGCCAGCGUGCGCUCGAGCUGAUCUACGCGCUCGUGAACUCGUCAAACAUUCAAACGCUUGCUCGUGAGAUGCUCAACUACCUGGUCAUCGCUCCCAACGAGCAGAAGCCCGAGUUGUGCUCUCGUAUUGCUGAUGCUGUGGACCGUUACGCACCGUCAAGCCGGUGGCACAUUGAUACGUUGAUCACGAUGUUGUCGAUUGCUGGCUCGACGCUGCCGGACGAGCGGAUAUGCAGCUCGCUCAUCACGCUUAUCCAGCGCAACACGGACCUGCACCCAUACGUGGUCCACAAACUGUUCUGGGCUCUUCACGACGAUGUCUCCCAGUUGUCGCUCGUCCACGUGGGCAUCUGGUGUGUCGGUGAGUACAGUAAGUUCCUCCUGUUGGAUGCGCCCGCGUCUGAAGAUACGCUGACCGACAAGAGCCGCGUGGAUGAGAGCAGCAUUGUGGAGCUUUUCAAGACGAUCUUGCGUCACCACGGAGCCACGGACAUCACGCGCGCGUAUUCGCUGAACGCUAUGGUGAAGCUGACGACGCGAUUCAGCUCUCCGUCUGAGAUCGCCAAGCUGAAUUCAAUGAUCUCCUCCUUCAACACGUCCAUGGUGCUCGAGCUUCAGCAGCGUGCCACCGAGUACACCACUCUCGGCCAGCCGCAGUGGUCUUCUCUCCGCAAUGAUGUUCUGGCCAACAUGCCUGCUAUCGAUGCAUCCAAGGUACGCAGCCGCAAUGACAACCUUGCGUCAUCGGCUGUGGGCUCUGCUGAUCUCCUCGGCGACGAAGAUACCAGCGCAAACACGAGUGCUUCGACUGCUCCGAAGCCAGUGCAGGCCGCCAAGUCAAGUGCUAGUGCCAGUCUACUCGACCUGGACGACAUCUUUGGCGGCGGUGCAUCGACGUCAAGCGCUGGUACGUCGAUGUCUGCUUCGUCUUCGGCUCCAACUGCGCCCGCUGUGGACCUGCUAGCAGACAUUUUCUCAGGCGGACAGAGCGCCCCAACCCCAGCUCCUGCACCUGCUUCUUCUAACGGCGGCUCGGCUGCUCCCGGUGCUAACGACUUACUGGGAUUGAUGGACUUCGGUGCACCUGCAGCGUCAGCACCCCCAUCAGCGAACCCGCCAGUGCGUGCGUACGAAAAGAACGGUCUGACUGUGGACUUGGAGAUCACAAAGCCCAACCCGGACGACAAGUCGGUGACGUACAUCACGGCGACUACGCGGAACUCGACGCCCACUCCGAUCGAGAAGUUUGUGUUCCUUGCUGCGUUCCCCAAGUACAUCAAACUGAAAAUGGAGCCCCCAACUGGCGACUCUGUGCCCGCGAACAACAGUAGUGCAGUCACGCAGGUCGUCAAGAUCCAGAACAGUAUGCAGGGCGAGAAACCUGUGCUCAUGAGGAUUAAGCUGGAAUUCUUCGUAAAUGGCAGCAAGGUGGAGGACAUGGCGACAGUUAACAACUUCCCGUCCAACAUUUAAUCAGUCAAGUAGAGACAAAGAGCCUGGCUAGAGCUUAGGAUCUGCACCAAUGUCCUAGCGACGAAGACCAAAACAAUAUAGCCCUGCUUGUUUCGUGUUGAUAAGA
This is a messenger RNA of Phytophthora nicotianae INRA-310, 2973 nucleotides long. RefSeq lists its product as hypothetical. Gene Ontology annotation, biological process: intracellular protein transport; receptor-mediated endocytosis; Golgi to vacuole transport. The transcript has 5 exons. Gene Ontology annotation, cellular component: Golgi apparatus; membrane coat; AP-1 adaptor complex. Gene Ontology annotation, molecular function: clathrin-cargo adaptor activity. Bases 711 to 2867 code for a protein of 718 amino acids. NCBI's taxonomy places the organism in Eukaryota, Oomycota, Peronosporomycetes, Peronosporales, Peronosporaceae. The record is from RefSeq and is a predicted model, not a curated record.